This is a messenger RNA of Seriola aureovittata, 1717 nucleotides long. RefSeq names its product dual specificity protein phosphatase 8. NCBI's taxonomy places the organism in Eukaryota, Metazoa, Chordata, Actinopteri, Carangiformes, Carangidae. Bases 287 to 1474 code for a protein of 395 amino acids. Gene Ontology annotation, biological process: protein dephosphorylation; negative regulation of MAPK cascade. Gene Ontology annotation, molecular function: MAP kinase tyrosine/serine/threonine phosphatase activity; protein tyrosine/threonine phosphatase activity. The transcript has 4 exons. Gene Ontology annotation, cellular component: cytoplasm. The record is from RefSeq and is a predicted model, not a curated record.
UUCACAGCCAGUGUGAGAGAGCGGAGCGAGGACGGUGGACGCAGCAGCUUCAGCAGAGAGUAAAGGAGUCUGCAGACCCGAGACCGACACCCCGCUCCCGGAUUCCGGCCCCGGUACACCAGGACUACCUUCCACAGGGACACCCACAGUGAGUGGCAAGCUGCGUCCCGUGCUGCUCUUGUCCCUCCUGACAGGACAGACCUACAUGCUGGACUCUGCAGACACCUCAGGCUAAUGUGAUCAAAGUCCCCUGGUCUGACGUGGUGCGUGUUGUUGUUCUGCAGACAUGGUCUGGUCCCGGGACACAGAGGUGGAGCGGCCCCCGCUGUCCGUCAUCCUGCCGCGGCUCUACCUGGGAGCGGAGAGCGACGUGACGCAGGAACGGCUGGCUUCUCUGGGGAUCUCCUACGUGCUGAGUGUGAGCCGCUGCAGCCCCCAGCCCUCCUUCCUGCCCUGCUCCAGAUAUCUUCGCAUCCCCAUCGAUGACUCCCUGUGGGACGACCUGCUGCCCUGGAUCCCACAGGCUCUGAACUUCAUCGAUGCAGCCAUGUCCUCUGGAGCCUCAGUGUUGGUUCACUGUGCAGCAGGGAUCUCCCGCUCCCCCGCUCUGGCUGUAGCCUACAUCAUGUACAGCCUGGGGAUGGACCUGGACCACGCCUACAGGUUUGUGAAAGAGCGGCGGCCUUCCAUUUCCCCAAACUUCAACUUCCUGGGUCAGCUGCAGCACUUUCAGGGCACCCUGAGCCAGAAGACCCCUGGUGGUGACCCCCUCCUGCAGCAGCUGGACAGCUGCCGGCCGUCCAUCACUGACAGUGUUGGCCACCUACACUCCAGUCAUAAGAUGAACUAUGAGGCUGAUGAUGUCAGUGGUGAUGCAGCAGUGGUCAAACAGGAGAGUCCCUCCCUCACAGACAGGACACAACAGAGACACUCAGAGGGAAACCAGCAGCCGUCCUUGUCAGGGAAACUUCAGACUCUCCAUCUGACUCUCAGUCUAAACCAGGUCCAGACGCCACAUGAGGCUCCAGCUCUAAGCUCCAAUGAGCCAGUCAAACCAUCACCAAAGCCCACAGAACUACAACUCCCAUCAGGCUCUGCUUCUCUAUUAGAGAAACGCAAAAGCCUCACCCUCUCUUUGAUCCCUCUGGGAAUCAGCCCUCCCUCCCCAGCAGGCAGCAGCCAGCAAGCACAGGGCACCACAUCAUCCAGACCUGUCCACAGCAGGGAGACAGGAGGAAGGGCUGAGGCCAAGACCCAGAGGGGCCCAGGCUCCUACAGGCCGGCGGGGCCCGGCCACAGAGGGCAGAGUCCCUCCGACAGGUGCAGCAGAGCGGAGGUGCAGGAGCACGGCCUGCUGUCACCCUUCAGCUUCACCCUCAACAAGCUGCUGGGCUGGGGGGAGAGGCUGCUGCUGGGGGGGGUGUUUGUCCACCCUGUGAGGAUGGGACAGCCUGCUCUGCCGUACAGGUGCUGAGGGGAGGGGCUUGUUUGUGUCUGUGCAUGUUCAUGAAGAGGAACCAAACACACACACACACACACACACACACACACACACACACACACAUAUGCAGAGAGAUGUGAAGAGCUGAACUCUUUAUUUAUUUAUUUAUUUAUUGCAGAGCUGAAGAUGAAACAUGAUCUGGUUUAUUACUGUGACUCUUCUUCUUAUUCUAAUUGUCUUCAGAUGUAUUUACUGAUGAUUAAAGAUGAGAUUUCA